Molecule: messenger RNA, 1714 nt
Organism: Drosophila serrata
Lineage: Eukaryota; Metazoa; Arthropoda; Insecta; Diptera; Drosophilidae
Product: prolyl 4-hydroxylase subunit alpha-2-like
Biological process (GO): peptidyl-proline hydroxylation to 4-hydroxy-L-proline
Cellular component (GO): endoplasmic reticulum
Molecular function (GO): procollagen-proline 4-dioxygenase activity; L-ascorbic acid binding; protein binding
Source: RefSeq, a predicted model, not a curated record
ACAGGGUGUAUAACAUAUUAUCUAAUUACACUUCAAUAUAUAUUUCAAUGAAACAUGACCCACAAAUGGCAACUGGUACUAGGGAUUUUUCCAGUUUUACUUUUUUUCCCUCUGGCAGCUAAGAAAGAUAGCCAUCCCUCCUUGUCACUGGUGACAAUGGUGCCGCUCCUUGAGCUUGAGAAGAAACUCAUUGAUAAUCUUGAUGACUAUGUCAAAGCCUUGGAUCAUAAGCUGCAGCUUCUACGCAGUCACAUCCUGGACAUUCGUGCGGAAAACGAAAAGGCUGAACUAGACCCUAUACAGUAUCUAUCCAAUCCUUUAAAUAGCUUUUCCCUCAUCCGAAGACUGCAUCAGGAUUGGGUUGGUUGGAGAAAGUUCAUGGAGCAAUCAGUUGGCAUUGUCCAGAUGCGAAAAAUGAACUCUUGGCAAAGGGAACUACCCACAAAAGAGGAUCUCUCCGAAGCAUGUGAUGGAAUUAUUCGCAUACAGAUCACCUACAAUCUUAGAGUCGAUGACAUUAUCAGGGGUAAACUCAAGGGAAGGCAGUACAAUGUGAGCAUGAGUCCGUCGGAUAUCUUUGCGGUGGGAAAUCACCUUCGUCACACAUCUAUUUUCCUUGCGGCCUUUCUGUGGCUCAGGGAAAUACGUCCGCCAUCACAGGAGAAUAGUGUAUCACAACCGGAUCACAUUAUUAGUACGGAGAAGAAAGUGAUAAAGGUGCUUACUGACAUGCACGUGAAGGAAGGUUAUUUUUCCAUGGCUCUGCGCUUUAUAAAUUAUUGGCUGCAGCUUUUCCCCUACAAUGCUUAUCCUGAGCGUGCUAGACGGGCUCUGAAGAAGCUUAUGAAGACUAAAUCAGAAACACCUUAUGGAAGACCCUUGGACCUGGCGAGGGAUCUCGAUACAAAGCAGCUCAGGUGGUCUUGCAGCAAAAUCCUAAAGAGUCGACCCUCUAGCCAUCUCCAGUGUUCCUACAAUUCGAGCACCACGCCAUUUCUUCGCUUGGCUCCGCUUAAAAUGGAACAAAUUGGAUUGGAUCCAUAUGUGGUGCUCUACCACGAUGUAUUGUCUCCCGGGGAGAUAUCUCAGCUACAGAAAAUGGAAUUUGGUCCGUUAAAGACUGCCGUAGUGGGUGGUACAGACAAUAGGAUGCGUCGACUACGAAGCGGUAAGACCUUCUCGAUAAGCUGUGAAUUCAAUAGAUUGACUAAAAGGAUCAAGCGGCGAAUUGAGGACAUCAGUGGACUGGAUUUGUCGGGCUCGGAGAAUUUGCAAGUGUUGAACUAUGGAAUCGGUGGACACUUUGACAUGCAUACCGAUUUCCGUAAUAUUUCUUCUAGUUCUGGAGUACGUCAACCGCCAGACCGUAUUGCCACAGUUUUGUUUUAUCUUUCUGAUGUGGAGCAGGGCGGGGAAACAGUUUUCCCCCACGCCGGAUACUCCGUUAAGCCAAGAGCUGGAACUGCCCUCUUUUGGUAUAAUCUGCACACGGAUGGCAUCGGGGAUCUCUCCACAAUUCAUGCCGCCUGUCCGGUGAUUCUGGGAUCCAAAUGGAUAAUGACACAGUGGAUAUCCGAGGAACCGCAGUGGUUUAAAAGGCCCUGCCUAAGACCAUCGCCAAGUCAAUUAUCGAAACAAAGGAAAAGGAAUUGAUAUUCAUUAGUAAAUAUGUAAAUUAAUACAAAUUAAGAGUGUCACGAAAUACAGAAUAAGA